AUGUCUAGUAUUUUGUACAUGCGAGUGUCCACAAACAUACCACUUCCAAAUUUCCCCGCUCGGUUCCUUACGACGAUGCCGUUGUUGACUACCCUCGUGCUUGUUCUAACGUUUUUUGGCUGUGCAAGCGUGGCUAAGGAGUGUGCCAAGACGGAUAUGCUAACCAUGGCUGAUAGCCCAUACGUGCGUGAAUGUUUGUCGGAUGUGGGAUUCGGUACCAUGUUAUACAUUAAACGCCUCUCCGAAGAGCAGCUUGCGGUGGUCUGUUCCAGUCCUUCAUGCGAAGCACACAUAAAGCUAGUGGAAGGAAUGAGUCUUGGGGAUUGCAUAAUUCCGGAGACGACGAUAUACCUGUACACGGACGUUAUUGGUCCAUACAGAAAAAGAUGUGCCGGCAUUCGACCGAAGGACUCAUCAUCAAGUACAAGCAACGACAGCUCGGUCAGCGAAAAGAACGUCAGAGAAGAGAGCAGCUCAACGAGCGAGCGGUCCAUACUAUUCCGUCGUAAAUCGAAAAGCAUCACUUCCUCCAAGAUUUUAAGGAAUAUUAAUCAAGCUGAAGCUAGUAUGUGCGAGUCUUAG
Peronospora belbahrii is the source of this 582-nucleotide messenger RNA. NCBI's taxonomy places the organism in Eukaryota, Oomycota, Peronosporomycetes, Peronosporales, Peronosporaceae. The record is from the annotation of a GenBank genome assembly.